CACACAUCCAGCCAUGGGCUGACAUGGACUCCAGAAACGCAUGAGUGUGGGAUCAUGUCCCUUACGCCGCAGUUUAGUUUAAAAUCUAGAAAAUUAAAAUUGAAUUCACUAACUAUUACAAUCAAAUCAAACCAUGGCGGAGACGUCGUCGGCGGAGCAGACGAAAAUCACGGACUUGGACGAGGACGCGCUGGCUCACUGUGCCUCCUACCUCAACCUACGAGACAUAUCAAACUUGGCCCUCUCCUGUAAAUCUCUCCGCAAAACUGCUUAUUCUGACGCCAUCUGGCUUCGGCUCUUCAGGGAACAGUGGCCUUCCACCCCAGAAUUACUCUCUGGCCCUUUAAAAGCUUUGGGAGGCAGGGAAGCAUAUUUAGCAAGGCAUAAAGCAUUGCAUCAGUUCCAAUUUGUGGAUCCCUGGGUUUCCCACCACUACUUUAUUGCACCAAAACCUUUUGAUCAUAUGCUAAUGGACAAAAGUAAUAUUUUCUGUUCACAGGGUCCUUCCGUACAAACGAUUUUCAUUGAAAACUAUCCUACCGAAGGAGACUCUCCUGGGGCGCGACUUGACCAUCAUGCUAGGAUUACUUGCAUGAGACUGUUUGUCCUUGAUGAUACCUCUUUACUUCGCGGUGCAAGAAGGAAAGAAAAUGUCUUGGUAACCUCCAGUUGUGACCACUCCAUUCGCAUAUGGCGGAAGGGCUCCGUCCAACGAUGUUUUAAAGGUCAUAAUGGUCCAGUGUCCACCUUAUCGGAUAAUUUGCUAGGUGAUGCUGGCAGCAGACUGUUGGCAAGUGGUGGAGAAGAUGGUACUGUCCGCCUUUGGGCUCUUAACUCAGGUGGAAAACGAGGUCAACAUGCUUUAAAGGCUACACUUUAUGGGCAUGAAAAACCAGUUAAAUUAAUGUCGGUUGCCGGGCAUAGGACCCCUCUUUUGGUGAGCAUUUCAAGAGAUUCUAAGGUGAGGGUUUGGGAUACAUCCACAUCAUCUGCAGUUCGUUCUUCAUGCUGUGUGGGAAUGGCUUCUGUAACUGGUACACCUGUGGCCAUGAAAUGCCAUGAAUCAUUGCUUUAUGUUGCUGCUGGUUCUUCUGUUGUUACUAUUGAUUUGAGGACAAUGCAAAAGGUCAUCACUGCAACAAUCGAUCAACCAAAAUUACUAUCCUUUGCUAUGUUACCUUCAAAAUCCUUGAUCUGCACUGGCGGAAUUGACAAGGCAUUGCUUUGGGAUAUAAGGAGAAGCCGGGAGACUCUGAAACUAGAACCAGUAGCAGAGUUGGAUGGACACACAGGUCCGGUAACGCAUUUACACAUGGAUCCAUACAAAGUAGUAACAGCAGGGCCAGAGGAUUUGCAUGUCAAUAUUUGGGAGACUGACACUGGUACGCAAACGAAUUCGUUGCUCUGUUGUUCUUUAGAGGACUCGAAAACAGUCAUAGGGUGCUCAGCGUUGGCUGUUAAUGGAUGUCGUAUUGCAACUGCUACUUAUAGUAUACAUGGUGGAGACAUAAAGUUCUGUGAUUUUUCACAUGCUGCUUGCCCUAUUUCCAAAGAUGAAGAUCAGCAUGAUUCAAAGUUCUGGGAACCUCCCUAUUAUGGUGAUACUCACCGGAUCCCUGCCGCAUUGCAGUUUGACUGACGGUUUACCUUGUCAAUAGGAGUCUCCCUCUUUAUAUAAGUGGGGAAAGAACCAUCAGCCCGCACCAUGUUUGGUCUAUUCCUUUUUUUUUUUUUUUUGUAAUUUAAGCUAUCUUUUGCAGUUUGUAAGAAAAUUUUAAAAUUUUGUGAUUGCAUAGAUCAAGUUUAUUUUUAUUUUAAUGCAAUUUGGGUUUUAUGUUUAUUGAUCAAUUAUGUAAAAUUAUUUUGAAUAUUUAUAUAAACGGUUCACUGGUCCUAUCAUUAGUUAUAUUGGACUGACGUUUUC
Molecule: messenger RNA, 1924 nt
Organism: Mangifera indica (mango)
Lineage: Eukaryota; Viridiplantae; Streptophyta; Magnoliopsida; Sapindales; Anacardiaceae
Exons: 8
Coding region: 134-1639 (501 amino acids)
Molecular function (GO): protein binding
Source: RefSeq, a predicted model, not a curated record